Molecule: messenger RNA, 5919 nt
Organism: Salarias fasciatus (jewelled blenny)
Lineage: Eukaryota; Metazoa; Chordata; Actinopteri; Blenniiformes; Blenniidae
Product: trichohyalin-like
Exons: 1
Coding region: 1-5919 (1972 amino acids)
Source: RefSeq, a predicted model, not a curated record
AUGGAAGUAGAGGGGCAGACCAUAGGGGUAACAGACAAAAGUCUGCAGGAAGCUCACGGGAAAGUAAAGACCCUAAAGGAGAAAUUCCAGGGACUUGAUUCAAGUUCUCAGGAUGAGCUUCAGAAACACCAAUCCAGUUUGGAUCAGAGCAAAUUCCAAUUUGAAACACAAAUUCCAGAGCUACAAGCAAAGCGAGAAGCUCUGAAUGAGGAACGCUCUGAUCUGAACGGUGAGGUGGCCCCACUGAAAGAAAAGAGUCAGAUGGCAGAGAGAAGAAAGGAGCUGCAAGAAUCUCAAAACAAUGUCAAAGCCCAAAACGAGAAAUUUGAAGGACUUCAGCAAAGUUCUCACGAUGGACCUCGAGACUGGCGAUCCAGCAAGAAUGAGACAACGUCACAGUCUCACAUGGAAAUGAUGAGGCUGGAGGAGACAGAAGCCAUGAAAGAGCAAAUCAACAAUCUCAAUACUGAGGUGGCCCAGCUGAAAAACGAGGCAAAGAUGUUAAAGAGAACAAACAAAGCUCUUCAGGAAGCUGUAGGGAUGGAAAAGGCAAAGAAGGAGAAUUUCAAAAGACUUUAUUCUGAGAUUUUGUUCUCCAACUUUAGUCCCAUGAUCUUCGAAGAAAAAGAGCAGCAACUCCAGCAGGAAGCUAAAGAAAAGGAAGAAGCCCGAGAAGAGAAAUCCGAAGGACUUCUUCAGAGUUCUCAGGAUGAGCUUCAAAAGAGGCAAUGCAGUGGGCACCAGAGAGAUUUACAGUGUGAAAUUCAACUUUUUAAACAAGAAGAGGACAGAGUGGAUACGAAUAACAAAAACAUUGGACUGAAAGCUAAGGUGGCCGAGAUGGAAGAAGAGGGGCAGACCAUAGGGGUAACAGACAAAAGUCUGCAGGAAGCUCACGGGAAAGUAAAGACCCUAAAAGAGAAAUUCCAAGGACUUCAUUCAAGUUCUCAGGAUGAGCUUCAGAAGCACCAAUCCAGUUUGGAUCAGAGCAAAUUCCAAUUUGAAACACAAAUUCCAGAGCUACAAACAAAGCAAGAGGCUCUGAAUGAGGAAAGCUCUGAUCUGAACGGUGAGGUGGCCCCACUGAAAGAAAAGAGUCAGAUGACAGAGAGAAGAAAGGAUCCGCAAGAAUCUCAAAAUAAGGUCAACGCCCUAAAAGAGAAAUUCGAAGGACUUCAGCAAAGUUCUCACGAUGGACAUCGAGACUGGCGAUCCAGCAGGAAUGAGACAACGUCACAGUCUCACAUGGAAAUGAUGAGGCUGGAGGAGACAGAAGCCAUGAAAGCUGAGGUGGCCCAGAUGGAAGAAGAGGGGCAGACCAUAGGGGUAACAGACAAAAGUCUGCAGGAAGCUCACGGGAAAGUAAAGACCCUAAAGGAGAAGUUCCCGGGACUUGAUUCAAGUUCUCAGGAUGAGCUUCAGAAACACCAAUCCAGUUUGGAUCAGAGCAAAUUCCAAUUUGAAACACAAAUUCCAGAGCUACAAGCAAAGCGAGAAGCUCUGAAUGAGGAAAGCUCUGAUCUGAACGGUGAGGUGGCCCCACUGAAAGAAGGGGGGCAGAUGACAGACAGAAGAAAGGAUCCGCAAGAAUCUCGAAACAAGGUCAAAGCCCUAAAAGAGAAAUUCGAAGGACUUCAGCAAAGUUCUUACGAUGGACAUCGAGACAGGAGAUCCAGCAGGAAUGAGACAACGUCACAGUCUCACAUGGAAAUGAUGAAGCUGAAGGAGACAAAGGCCAUGAAAGAGCAAAUCAACAAUCUCAAUACUGAGGUGGCCCAGCUGAAAAAUGAGGCAAAGAUGUUAAAGAGAACAAACAAAGCUCUUCAGGAAGCUGUAGAGAUGGAAAAGGCCAAGAAGGAGAAUUUCAAAAGACUUUAUUCUGAGAUUUUGUUCUCCAUCUUUAGUCCCAAGAUCUUCGAAGAAAAAGAGCAGCAACUCCAGCAGGAAGCUAAAGAAAAGGAAGAAGCCCCAGAAGAGAAAUCCGAAGGACUUCUUCAGAGUUCUCAGGAUGAGCUUCAAAAGAGGCAAUGCAGUGGGCACCAGAGAGAUUUACAGUGUGAAAUGCAACUUUUUAAGCAAGAAGAGGACAGAGUGGAUACGAAUAACAAAAACAUUGGACUGAAAGCUGAGGUGGCCCAGAUGGAAGUAGAGGGGCAGACCAUAGGGGUAACAGACAAAAGUCUGCAGGAAGCUCACGGGAAAGUAAAGACCCUAAAGGAGAAAUUCCAAGGAUUUCAUUCAAGUUCUCAGGAUGAGUUUCAGAAGCACCAAUCCAGUUUGGAUCAGAGCAAAUUCCAAUUUGAAACACAAAUUCCAGAGCUACAAGCAAAGCGAGAGGCUCUGAAUGAGGAAAGGUCUGAUCUGAACGGUGAGGUGGCCCCACUGAAAGAAGGGGGUCAGAUGACAGAGAGAAGAAAGGAUCUGCAAGAAUCUCGAAACAAGGUCAAAGCCCUAAAAGAGAAAUUCGAAGGACUUCAGCAAAGUUCUCACGAUGGACAUCGAGACUGGCGAUCCAGCAGGAAUGAGACAACGUCACAGUCUCACAUGGAAAUGAUGAAGCUGGAGGAGACAGAAGCCAUGAAAGCUGAGGUGGCCCAGAUGGAAGAAGAGGGGCAGACCAUAGGGGUAACAGACAAAAGUCUGCAGGAAGCUCACGGGAAAGUAAAGACCCUAAAGGAGAAGUUCCAGGGACUUGAUUCAAGUUCUCAGGAUGAGCUUCAGAAACACCAAUCCAGUUUGGAUCAGAGCAAAUUCCAAUUUGAAACACAAAUUCCAGAGCUACAAGCAAAGCGAGAAGCUCUGAAUGAGGAAAGCUCUGAUCUGAACGGUGAGGUGGCCCCUCUGAAAGAAGGGGGGCAGAUGACAGAGAGAAGAAAGGAUCUGCAAGAAUCUCGAAACACGGUCAAAGCCCUAAAAGAGAAAUUCGAAGGACUUCAGCAAAGUUGUCACGAUGGACAUCGAGACAGGAGAUCCAGCAGGAAUAAGACAACGUCACAGUCUCAUACGGAAAUGAUGAGGCUGGAGGAGACAGAAGCCAUGAAAGAGCAAAUCAACAAUCUCAAUACUGAGGUGGCCCAGCUAAAAAAUGAGGCGAAGAUGUUAAAGAGAACAAACAAAGCUCUUCAGGAAGCUGUAGAGAUGGAAAAGGCCAAGAAGGAGAAUUUCAAAAGACUUUAUUCUGAGAUUUUGUUCUCCAACUUUAUAACUGAGAGUGUUGAAGAAAAAGAGCUGCAGGAAGCUCAAGACAAGGAAGAAGCCCCAGAAGAGAAAUUCAAAGUACUUCUUCAGAGUUCUCAGGAUGAACUUCAAAAGAGGCAAUGCAGUGGGCACCAGAGAGAUUUACAGUGUGAAAUGCAACUUUUUAAGCAAGAAGAGGACAGAGUGGAUACGAAUAACAAAAACAUUGGACCGAAAGCUGAGGUGGCCCAGAUGGAGGAAGAGGGGCAGAAGAUAGUGGGAACAGAUAAAAGUCUGCAGGAAGCUCACGGGAAAGUAAAGACCCUGAAGGAGAAAUUCCAAGGACUUCAUUCAAGUUCUCAGGAUGAGUUUCAGAAGCACCAAUCCAGUUUGGAUCAGAGCAAAUUCCAAUUUGAAACACAAAUUCCAGAGCUACAAGCAAAGCGAGAAGCUCUGAAUGAGGAAAGGUCUGAUCUGAACGGUGAGGUGGCCCCACUGAAAGAAAAGAGUCAGAUGACAGAGAGAAGAAAGGAUCUGCAAGAAUCUCGAAACAAGGUCAAAGCCCUAAAAGAGAAAUUCGAAGGACUUCAGCAAAGUUCUCACGAUGGAUAUCGAGACUGGCGAUCCAGCAGGAAUGAGACAACGUCACAGUCUCACAUGGAAAUGAUGAAGCUGGAGGAGACAGAAGCCAUGAAAGCUGAGGUGGCCCAGAUGGAAGAAGAGGGGCAGACCAUAGGGGUAACAGACAAAAGUCUGCAGGAAGCUCACGGGAAAGUAAAGACCCUAAAGGAGAAAUUCCAGGGACUUGAUUCAAGUUCUCAGGAUGAGCUUCAGAAACACCAAUCCAGUUUGGAUCAGAGCAAAUUCCAAUUUGAAACACAAAUUCCAGAGCUACAAGCAAAGCGAGAAGCUCUGAAUGAGGAAAGCUCUGAUCUGAACGGUGAGGUGGCCCCUCUGAAAGAAAAGAGUCAGAUGACAGACAGAAGAAAGGAUCUGCAAGAAUCUCGAAACAAGGUCAAAGCCCUAAAAGAGAAAUUCGAAGGACUUCAGCAAAGUUGUCACGAUGGACAUCGAGACAGGAGAUCCAGCAGAAAUAAGACAACGUCACAGUCUCACAUGGAAAUGAUGAAGCUGGAGGAGACAAAGGCCAUGAAAGAGCAAAUCAAUAAUCUCAAUACUGAGGUGGCCCAGCUGAAAAAUGAGGCAAAGAUGUUAAAGAGAACAAACAAAGCUCUUCAGGAAGCUGUAGAGAUGGAAAAGGCCAAGAAGGAGAAUUUCAAAAGACUUUAUUCUGAGAUUUUGUUCUCCAACUUUCGUCCCAAGAUCUUCGAAGAAAAAGAGCAGCAACUCCAGCAGGAAGCCCAAGACAAGGAAGAAGCCCGAGAAGAGAAAUCCGAAGGACUUCUUCAGAGUUCUCAGGAUGAGCUUCAAAAGAGGCAAUGCAGUGGGCACCAGAGAGAUUUACAGUGUGAAAUGCAACUUUUUAAGCAAGAAGAGGACAGAGUGGAUACGAAUAACAAAAACAUUGGACCGAAAGCUGAGGUGGCCCAGAUGGAAGUAGAGGGGCAGACCAUAGGGGUAACAGACAAAAGUCUGCAGGAAGCUCACGGGAAAGUAAAGACCCUAAAGGAGAAAUUCCAGGGACUUGAUUCAAGUUCUCAGGAGCUUCAGAAGCACCAAUCCAGUUUGGGUCAGAGCAAAUUCCAAUUUGAAACACAAAUUCCAGAGCUACAAGCAAAGCGAGAGGCUCUGAAUGAGGAAAGCUCUGAUCUGAACGGUGAGGUGGCCCCACUGAAAGAAAAGAGUCAGAUGACAGAGAGAAGAAAGGAUCCGCAAGAAUCUCGAAACAAGGUCAAAGCCCUAAAAGAGAAAUUCGAAGGACUUCAGCAAAGUUCUCACGAUGGACCUCGAGACAGGAGAUCCAGCAGGAAUGAGACAACGUCACAGUCUCAUACGGAAAUGAUGAGGCUGGAGGAGACAGAAGCCAUGAAAGAGCAAAUCAACAAUCUCAAUACUGAGGUGGCCCAGCUGAAAAACGAGGCGAAGAUGUUAAAGAGAACAAAAGAAGCUCUUCAGAAAGCUGUGGAGUUGGAAAAGGCAAAGAAGGAGAAUUUCAAAAGACUUUAUUCUGAGAUUUUGUUCUCCAACUUUACAACUGAGAGUGUUGAAGAAAAAGAGCUGCAGGAAGCUCAAGACAAGGAAGAAGCCCCAGAAGAGAAAUUCAAAGGACUUCAUUCAAGUUCUCAGGAUGAGCUUCAGAAACACCAAUCCAGUUUGGAUCAGAGCAAAUUCCAAUUUGAAACACAAAUUCCAGAGCUACAAGCAAAGCAAGAGGCUCUGAAUGAGGAAACCUCUGAUCUGAACGGUGAGGUGGCCCCACUGAAAGAAAAGGGUCAGAUGAUAGAGAGAAGAAAGGAUCUGCAAGAAUCUCGAAACAAGGUCAAAGCCCUGAAAGAGAAAUUCGAAGGACUUCAGCAAAGUUGUCACGAUGGACAUCGAGACAGGAGAUCCAGCAGGAAUGAGACAACGUCACAGUCUCACAUGGAAAUGAUGAGGCUGGAGGAGACAGAAGCCAUGAAAGAGCAAAUCAACAAUCUCAAUAUUGAGGUGGCCCAGCUGAAAAACGAGGCGAAGAUGUUAAAGAGAGCAAACAGAGCUCUUCAGAAAGCUGUGGAGUUGGAAAAAGCCAGGAAGGAGAAUUUCAAAAGACUUUAUUGUCAGAUUUUAUUCUCUGGCCCCUAA